Messenger RNA from Chlamydomonas reinhardtii, 1013 nucleotides. RefSeq lists its product as uncharacterized. The transcript has 2 exons. Lineage: Eukaryota; Viridiplantae; Chlorophyta; Chlorophyceae; Chlamydomonadales; Chlamydomonadaceae. The coding region runs from base 498 to 719 and encodes 73 amino acids. The record is from RefSeq and is a predicted model, not a curated record.
AUUAUAUGGAUUCGUUACUUUCAACUAUAGCGCUGAAAUUAAGAGCGCGACCAGGGGCGCGGGCUUUAAACUGUUGCUCUGCGGAGCGUUCGCUAAAAGCACCGCAGUAAGGCGUAUCGCAACACUUGACACAAUACCUGUAUUUGUGUAAUUCAUACAUAGCUGUAGCUGGUUGAGGUUCGGCUAGGGCCAUGCGGAGGAGCGGCUUAGCGCUGCUGCGCGGCGCGGCGUCGCUGGGCAGCUCAAGUGGCGCGUAUGCUCCCUCUAGCUUUGUUGUCACCGCGCGUAAGCUGGUACAUGCGGAGAGCCCGGCCGUAGUAGCUUUCCCGAGCUGCACAGGCCUGGCUAGCACCCUCGGUGGACUGCACGCGGCCUCACCGCUGCUGCUGUCCGCCGCGGGCCUACGCCGGUACGCAUGACGACCGGGCCUGGAUCGUGCUCCGCCCAAGGUGGUGAACAUUGAGUACGAUCCGGAGCAUGUGGACGCGUUCAUUGCAAUGGCUGAUGCCAUUGAGGAGGCAUUCCCCGGCGUGGUGGUGGAGGGAAACCCCGAGGGUGACGGGCGGCCGGGGUCUUUCGAAAUCACGACGGAAGAUGGUGUGCACAUCUACAGCAAGUUGCAGGCCAAGACGCACCCAGCUGAGGAGGAUGUGGUGAACCGCAUUGCCAACCGCGCCAAGCUGGGGCCAGCUGCGCCGGCCGAGGACAUGUGCGGGUAGCGUGUUGCGGGGAUUGUUUGAAGUGGCGUAUUGCUGUUAGCGGAGCAAAGUGGCCCGCGCGUGGAUUCAGGUUAGGUCGCUGUUGGACCGAAGUGCCCAGGUAACUGAAGCUGACAGGAAGGGUGUUGGGUGCACAUAGUGAAUAGAACGAAGUAUGGUGGCUGAUGUUGGCCGUGUUCCUCCAGCAGCUGUACGUGCUGGGAUUGGGGCAUUGAAGCCUUUUGCGGUGCCUAGCUGUGGGAUGACCAGCGGUUGUGUAGCCGUGGCAGGAUGGCAGGAACCAGAUGAUGCGUG